Messenger RNA from Gloeophyllum trabeum ATCC 11539, 312 nucleotides. RefSeq lists its product as uncharacterized. The transcript is spliced from 2 exons. The record is from RefSeq and is a predicted model, not a curated record. The annotation marks the transcript as partial. NCBI's taxonomy places the organism in Eukaryota, Fungi, Basidiomycota, Agaricomycetes, Gloeophyllales, Gloeophyllaceae.
GCGUUCAAGUACCUGUUGCGAAAUCGGGCGGCGAAGUUCGAAGAGAAGAAGAUUCAGUAUGCGGCCUUGGCUAAGGUCAUACGAGAAGGAGGCUUCCUGGUCGUCUUGAUAUGCCGGUAUAGCGUCAUUCCUCCUCAUCUUACAACGGCUCUCUUCUCCACGUGCGGGAUCGGCGUGCUCGUGUUCCUUGGUGCUGCUAUCCUCUCGUUACCCAAGCAACUCGUCACUGUCUACAUGGGUGUCCUGUUAGAGCAAUCUGAAGAAGGUGAGGACAUCUCCCGAUCGGCCCUCUCCCUCUCCCUGUAUUCAUGA